Messenger RNA from Emiliania huxleyi CCMP1516, 874 nucleotides. RefSeq lists its product as hypothetical. The record is from RefSeq and is a predicted model, not a curated record. Lineage: Eukaryota; Haptophyta; Isochrysidales; Noelaerhabdaceae. The annotation marks the transcript as partial. The transcript has a single exon.
GUGGAGGGCGGCGGCAGCGACGGCGAGGCGGACGGCGGUGGCGGCGACGGCGAGGCGGACGGCGGCGGCGGCGACGGCGAGGCGGAGGGAGGCGGCGGUGACGGUGAGGUGGACGGCGGCGGCGGCGAGGGCGAGGCGGAGGGAGGUGGUGGUGACGGUGAGGUGGACGGCGGCGGCGGAGACGGUGAGGCGGAGGGAGGCGGCGGCGAGGGCGAGGCGGACGGCGGCGGCGGCGACGGCGAUGCCGAGGGAGGCGGCGGCGAGGGCGACACGGACGGAGGCGGCGGCGAUGGCGAGGUGGAGGGAGGCGGUGGCGACGGCGAGGCGGACGGCGGUGGCGGCGACGGCGAUGCUGAGGGCGGCGGCGGCGACGGCGAGGCCGAGGGAGGCGGCGGCGAUGGCGAGGUGGAGGGAGGCGGUGGCGAGGGCGAGGCGGACGGCGGUGGCGGCGACGGCGAUGCCGAGGGAGGCGGUGGCGACGGCGAGGCGGACGGAGGUGGCGGCGACGGUGAGGCGGAGGGAGGCGGCGGCGAGGGCGAGGCGGAGGGAGGCGGCGGCGAGGGCGAGGUGGAGGGAGGCGGCGGCGAUGGUGAGGCGGAAGGAGGCGGCGGCGAGGGCGAGGCGGAGGGCGGCGGCGGCGAGGUCGACGCGGACGGAGGUGGUGGCGACGGCGAUGCCGAGGGAGGCGGCGGCGAGGGCGACACGGACGGAGGCGGUGGCGAUGGCGAGGUCGACGGAGGCGGUGGCGAGGGCGAGGUGGACGGCGGUGGUGGCGACGGCGAUGCCGAGGGCGGCGGGGGCGACGGCGAUGCCGAGGGAGGCGGUGGCGACGGCGAGGCGGACGGAGGCGGCGGCGACGGCGAGGCGGACGGCG